Serinus canaria (Common canary) is the source of this 4882-nucleotide messenger RNA. RefSeq names its product monoglyceride lipase (gene MGLL). The transcript has 9 exons. Lineage: Eukaryota; Metazoa; Chordata; Aves; Passeriformes; Fringillidae. Gene Ontology annotation, cellular component: membrane. Gene Ontology annotation, molecular function: lipase activity. The coding region runs from base 83 to 1156 and encodes 357 amino acids. The record is from RefSeq and is a predicted model, not a curated record.
AUCACUCAUCAGGUCAGUCUGUGUCCAGUGAAACUGAUUCUAACUACACAGAGAAUGUUGGACUCAUUUUAGUACCUGCUCCAUGAAAUCCUCCACAGAGCUUCUCUCAGAAGUUUGUGAGAGAACACAAAGCAGAAGCUACAGCACGUUAUCCACAGACACCAAGGCAAGAUCCCUUCUGAAGUCUCAUAUCAAAGGAAGAACAAGCAGAAUGUCUUCAAAACACAAAGGUCAUUCUUCCAGAAUGCCAGAGGAAAGUUCGCCAAAGCGGAGUCCUCAAAACAUCCCAUACAAGGAUCUGCCCCAUAUCAUCAAUGCUGAUGGGCAGUACCUCUUCUGCAGGUAUUGGAAGCCAGAAGCAUCUCCCAGGGCCCUGGUGUUCAUCGCCCACGGCGCUGGGGAGCACUGCGGCCGCUACGAUGACCUGGCCCAGAAGCUGACAGGACUCAACUUGUUUGUCUUUGCCCAUGACCAUGUUGGCCACGGGCAGAGCGAGGGUGAUCGGAUGGUUGUCUCAGACUUCCACGUCUUCAUCAGGGACAGCUUGCAGCACAUUGAUCUCAUGAAGAAAGAGCACCCCAAACUGCCUGUUCUCAUCCUGGGGCACUCCAUGGGGGGAGCCAUCUCCAUUCUGACAGCAAGUGAGAGACCCAGUGAGUUUUCUGGCAUGCUGUUAAUCUCUCCUUUAGUGGUAGCCAGCCCAGAAGUUGCCACUCCCAUCAAGGUUUUUGCAGCAAAAGUGCUCAACUUUGUGCUCCCAAACCUGUCACUGGGAUCGAUAGAUCCAAGUGCAAUUUCCCGGAACAAGAAAGAGAUGGAGUCUUACACAUCUGAUCCCUUGGUGUACCACGGUGGCAUGAAGGUGUCCUUUGUCAUCCAGCUGAUGAACGCCAUCGCCAGAAUCGAGCGAGCCCUGCCCAAGCUGACCCUGCCCAUCCUGGUGCUACACGGCUCCUCCGACAAGCUCUGCGACAUCAGGGGCUCCUACCUGCUGAUGGACACCGUGCAGAGCCAGGACAAAACGCUCAAGGUGUAUGAGGAAGCCUAUCAUGCCCUCCACAAAGAGCUGCCUGAGGUGUCUACCUCUGUCUUCACAGAAAUACUGACAUGGAUUGGCCAGAAGGUCUCAGCAGCUGGGGAAACCAGCCAUACUUAAGAGCAAUUGCAUUUGCAGCUCUUACUGGGGUUUUCUAGGAAUAGAUGUUUUUCUUACUAGAAAUCUCUUGGGAAGAGAUCUAACAUGGAGGGAUUCUUGGAAUAUUUUAUCACACACAGCUUAAGGGAGGGUGGGGGGAGAGGCACAGGGUGGGGCAUUAUUUACUGAUGUAAAUGGCCACUGCCCCAAUCUGGAGAAGAGUUGAUAGCUGUGGGAUGCCCCUCACCCACCAAACUUUCUCAGCGGCUUCCCCUUCUCUGCUUUCGCUGUGGUGACUGGGGUGUGUUUCUACUGCAAUAAUUAUUGGUAUGUAUAAGAAAUCUGUAUCUUCCACUUCAUGGUUUUGAUGCCAGGUGCGUCCCUUGUCCCCACCAUCCAGCACCUUAAAAACCCUGGUCCUUGAGAGGAGAGCACUAACAAAGGUGCUGGGUGAUGAGGAGAGGCUAAAGAUGGAGCUGACAGCUCCCUGAAGGUGAAAGGCUGAUUUUCAAGAUCAGACCCCUUUGGAUACUACCUUUUUAAGCAGACCAGGCCAGGGGAUAGAGAUGCCUCCCCCACCACCCUGCACAGCCUCUGUGAGUUUGCACUUGGGGAAAGCAUGUUGAACAGUGCUUUGAUUUUCAUCAUCCAAGCAGGAUCCCAGAGGGAAGAACAGGAAUGUGGAAUCAAACCCACUUAGCACAUUCAAUUCCCCUGCUUUUCCCCAUGUCAAACUCCAUCUCCUCUGCAAGAUGAACUAUUCUGUAAAUAUCCCUAGGGACAGGGUUUUUUUCCUUCCCCUCUUCCUUUUUUUUUUUUUUUUUUUUUUUUAAUUUUCCUUUCUUAUUUCCUUUUGGGAUUAAUCACUUGUGCUACUGAAAAUGAAAAAGCAAAGUCAAAGUUAUAAGAGAAUAUAGUAAUAUAAUAUAUGAUAUAGAGGUGGCUAGAAGCUGGGAGAGAAAUGGGAGGAGAGUAAAGAAGGAGUUAAUCAUUCCUUCUCUUGGCAAGGAACAAUGUUGUCCUACCAGGAUCCGGUCCUUUCACCAUAACUUUACAGUCAUAAUCUGUUGUUUUCCCUCAUCAGUUGGAAAAUGUCCUGAAAAUAAUGCUAGAGAGAAGUGCAGAGCAUCUGGUGGGUGGGGAGUAGCAGUGGGUGUCCUCAUGGUCCACUGGUUUAGCAGGAGACCCACAGCAUGAGCAGAGAUCCUGUCCAAGCCCAUCCCAGUCUCCUCCCAGUCAGCACUGGGGUAGAUCACUGUAGGGCUGAGCUCAGCCCUUCAGGACAUGUGGGGACUGAAGGCAGAGUGUGGAGUGUGAUCAUCCAUCCAUCCAUCCAUCCAUCCAUCCAUCCAUCCAUCCAUCCAUCCAUCCAUCCAUCCAUCCAUCCAUCCAUCCAUCCAUCCAUCCAUCCAUCCAUCCAUCCAUCCAUCCAUCCCACCUCUACCUUGUGUACUGGGCAGCCACAGACCCUGCUGAACUAGCUGCUGUGGAGGAGCCUGUGGACAGGGCCUGUGGUGCAGGUGAGGCAAAUUCUUGAGCUGCCUGAGUCUCUGCUAGCAGCAGGGUGAGAGGAGAGAGUUUAGACCCUGGAUGAGAGCAGAGACAUUGUACUGGCACAGUAAAAGCUGCACAGUGAUGACAGAGUGGCUGUGCAGGACAAUUGAUCCAGCCCUCAGCAUGAAUAUACUUCUUGUCACUAUCCAAAGGAAAGGGGUUUAACCUGCACCUCUCCCUCUGCUUUUGCAAGAAGAGAAUGCAAAUGUUGCACUAUGAGAGAGUGGGGCAUCUCCCCCAGUGACAAACCAGCCCUUACUGCCUUCCCUGGCAGCAGCAAGAAGCACCAACCACUGUGCCUUGAGCUGCUGUCCCCAGGGCUGGAUCCCUCCUUCGACAGCCAGGGGGUCACCCACCUCUUCUCCCUUUGGAAGCAGUUCUAGCAGGGUUCAGGAAAGGGACCUCUGUGCAAUAACAGCUGGAAUCAGGGCUCAGUCCCACUCAGUCCCAGAUGAAAGAUGUGUGGAUGCAGGUUGUAUCCUUGUAGUUGCCCUAAGGGGCCCAAGUCAGGGAAGCUCUUUUAUACAGGUUGAUCCAGGCACUUUGGCAUUUGUAUUUUCUUGCCUCUAAAGAGAGGAAAGAGCUGUAGUUCUCCCAGCAACGUUAGCUUUUAAUUGAAAUGUUAUUCCAGUGCAAUCAGCUGUUCUCAGCAGCCCCUGUGAAACCUCUGAUGACACUUACUCUGGGAAAGAGCAAUGAGCAGGUCACCUGCUUUCCAUCUUCCAGCAGCCUGUCUUGAGGCAACUCCUGUUGCCUGAGCAAGCUCCCUCCUGGGCAGACGCUGCUAGAGAAAGACAGCAAGAAGAUAAACACUCCAGCAGUGAUAAAUCUCACCUGCUUCUUCAGCUGGAAGGGGAAACGAGUGGGUGUGAUCCAGAGGUGACAGACACUGCGGGGGUAGUAGGAAGAUGAUGAUUUAAGGAUAGGAUUUUUGAAAGCACUUUUCUUGAGGAAGUCAGGAGGAGUAAAUCAAUGCCCACAAUUUUUACAUCCCUUCCAAAGUGACAAGCACUUUGCAGGAGGGGAGAGGGAAGUGACCCUUCAGCAGAAAGGUCAGAGCCCGUCCGCUCCCUCCAACCUGGCUUCAGGCAGAGGAACGUCCGUUGUCAGUGCCUUUGCUAAAAUGUGUCCUUUCACCCAAGAAACAUCUGCAGCUGAACAGAAAUAAAGGGAAACCAAUUACAUUGAUCUGGGGAAGACUUGUCUUUCAGUCUAUAGCUAAACUCAGCAGUGGCACACGGCCUGGGGAGGCUGUUUCAAAAAAAGAUUUACAAACAAAACCUAGAAAGAACAGCAACAACAAAAAAAAAGCCAAAUGACCCCAAAGCCAUGGCACAGCAGCAGGUAUUGCCACCCUCAGCCAGUUUUCUGAAGAGUUACCUUCUGAGGCCAUUAACACAGGGAAACCUAUCCAAAAGAAGCUGGACACUGCCUGCGCUGACCCCACAGACCCCCGGGCUGGCUGCUGAGCAGAGGGGCCAGAGCUGCUUGGCAGGGCAAGGAGUGCAGAGGGAAGGAGCCAGGAACAAAUCAGCCUGGGCCAGGUGAGACAGCAAUCUGCACAUUUCAGCUCUCUCUGCUGUUGCUGAUCCCUUCCCCUGCCUGUAAGCUCCUUUAUACUGACCUAGUUAGGUUUCACCAAGCCCCAGAGGAAUUCUUCCUUGGCUGACCAGAUUAGCAAUGAGCAGAGCAGCUGCUGAGGGAAAUGUAAUUACACUCUAUUUCCAGCUGGCAGGUACCACUUGCAGGGAGCACAGCCAGCCUUACGAAUGUUGCUGUGCAGAGCUGCACCCGAGUCUGGUCUGCCUUGGAGAAGAGGUGGCACCCGUGACUGAGCAAUAGCAACGUGGAACUACUGUAUAUCUCACCACCUGUAGCACUGAGAGGCUAUUUCCCACUGCCUAACCCACCCUGUUUUCUAUUUAGCCCGUCCUUUUUAUACCACUCACCUUAGCACACUGCCAGCACAAACCCAUUGGGAUCACAUUUCCUUUUACAAGUAAUUCCUGAGGUUGUCUCUCUUGUUCUGUUGUGUUCCAGUUCAAUAAAAUACAUUAUAUAUAUAUAUAUAUACAUAUAUAAAAACAUAUAUACAUACACAUGUAUUUUCAGUGGAAAAAACAUAUACAAGUUUAGGAUUCUUAAAGGAAUACAAUGUAUAUUGCAACUAAUAAUAAAGUUAUGUUUUCUGAA